AAAAUGCAAAGUUAAUUGGUGGUUAUAAUCCAUUAGAUUGGCAAAGUACUGAAUAUUGGGGUGCGACAUUAGACAGCUUUAUAUUUUCUUUUACAAAUCAAGAAAAUAUUGAUUCGGGAUACAUUGCAAGAAUCAGAAAAAAUUUUUCUAAAUUUGCUAUAUAUAACCGUAUAGACGUUGGACCAGCCUUUGGUGGAGGGUGGAAUUUAGGUAUUCAAAGUAAUAUCAUGAGUAAAUGUAACGGUUAUACAUAUCCUGGAGUGGAUACUAUUUUUGCUGAAAAAAAUAAUAUUAAAAAAAUUCUUUUAGAUUAUGAAGUAUUUCAGGAAAGAAUUCUUCGCACAUCCAUUAAUUUUAGAAGCAAAGCAUCAAUCAUAUCAACGAUGACGUUAACUUUUGAUUCUCAGUCGGCGGCGAUUCGACAUCGUCCUAAUACUAAUUAUGCAUAUGAGAGUUAG
Funneliformis caledonium is the source of this 458-nucleotide messenger RNA. NCBI's taxonomy places the organism in Eukaryota, Fungi, Glomeromycota, Glomeromycetes, Glomerales, Glomeraceae. The record is from the annotation of a GenBank genome assembly.